AUGAUGGAAAAAUCAUCAUGGGUGGUAGAAGUGGGCGGUGAUGACAAUAAUAAACUGUCAGAAAUCAUAGAAGCUGAGAAGAAGGAUUGGGACAAGCAUUCCAUCUACAAACUCCCACAUUGUGUGACCGACCUAAACGAGAAGGCCUACAAGCCUAGGGCCAUCUCGUUCGGUCCGUACCAUCACGGGGAGCCCAACUUAGCGGCAAUGGAAGCUCACAAAAGUAGAGCCCUGAUUCGGUUCCUGAAUCGAUCCCGGAAAUGCAUGGACUACUACAUUCACGUGUUGGAAGGCGCGGUGGUGGAGGAUUUGAUGGAUGCAUAUGAUGGUUUGGAUCCGAAAUGGAGAGAGGAUCCGAAAGGGUUCUUGAGGAUGAUGAUACGGGAUGGAUGUUUCAUGCUGGAACUGUUGAGGGCGUCGUCGGCGUUGUCGUCGUCUUUUGGAAAUGAUAUUGGGGGACAAGGAGGAGGAUAUGCAGACAACGAUCCAAUUUUCAGUAACCACGGGAAGCUCCAUAUGAUGCCUUACAUCAAGCGGGAUAUGUUGAUGCUUGAGAAUCAGCUCCCAAUGUUGCUGUUGACCACCUUGCUUUCGGAAGAAGAAGAGAUGAUCGACGAAAAGGUCGACGAGAAAGUGAACAAACUGAUUGUGGAGUUUUGUUCGCUGGACAAACAGUGCUACUUGGAGUUGGGGAAAUGCAAGCACGUUCUGGAUGUGUACCGCAAGGUAUUAUUAGGGGAUGAUAACCAUCCCAAGCUCGCAAAACUGCUGGCGUCGUCUUGGCUGCCAGAACGACCCACCACCGGUGACGCCUCCCGUCGGCAACGCAUCUCUACGAAGCCGGGAUUUCCAUCCAAAAGAGCGGCACCGAGAGCAUCAGGGACAUUUCCUUCCACGCGGGCAUCUUCAACGGCGUCCUCAGGAUUCCUCCGCUGA
Molecule: messenger RNA, 936 nt
Organism: Oldenlandia corymbosa var. corymbosa
Lineage: Eukaryota; Viridiplantae; Streptophyta; Magnoliopsida; Gentianales; Rubiaceae
Source: the annotation of a GenBank genome assembly